This is a messenger RNA of Cordyceps fumosorosea ARSEF 2679, 1902 nucleotides long. RefSeq names its product Chromatin-remodelling complex, RSC SWI/SNF subunit Rsc7/Swp82. The transcript is spliced from 4 exons. The coding region runs from base 1 to 1902 and encodes 633 amino acids. Gene Ontology annotation, molecular function: chromatin DNA binding. NCBI's taxonomy places the organism in Eukaryota, Fungi, Ascomycota, Sordariomycetes, Hypocreales, Cordycipitaceae. The record is from RefSeq and is a predicted model, not a curated record. Gene Ontology annotation, cellular component: nucleus.
AUGCCACCACUCCCCACGGGUUCGGCCGCCGCUGCCAUGUACGCCAGCCAACCCAUCGCCAGCACCGAGGGUGCCACAAUCAAUCCAGCUGCCCUCAACUCUCCAGCCAUCCCCUCUUCUCUCUCCACGAAUCGCGCGAAACGAAACCGAUCCCCGGAUACUAUGACCCCUGCGCAACCCGUCGGUGACGGCGCCUCCUUGGCACAUUCCAGACGAUCCAGACUCAUGAAGCCUCACUCGGGAGAUGCUUCUGAGGCGGGGGCCCAGCCUCCAGCCGCUGUCACCACCGCUCCUACGCUUCCUCCUCCCCAGACGCCGCAAUCCCAGGCUACUCCUCUCUCCGCCCAGCCCACGCCAGCAUACUCUGGAGGUGGCGCUCCUCCCAAGACUACUCCCACCAAAUCAACCCUCAAGGCCCUGCCCACUGUCCGCGAUCACACAACCGAUCAGCUCAACCCAGCCGGUGAUGAAUACAUCCCUAGGGAGAUUGACGAGUUUGGCGAGAAAAAGGUCCUGGGCAAUGGCCAGCUUCUAGGCAACCGUGUCUAUCGCUGCAGGACUUUCCUUGUGCCCAACCGUGGCGACAAGCUCUUCAUGCUAGCCACCGAGUGCGCUAGGGUGCUCAGCUACCGGGACUCGUAUUUGCUAUUUAACAAGAACAGGUCCCUCUUCAAAAUUAUUGCCAGCCAGGCUGAAAAGGACGACCUAGUCCAGCAGGAGAUCCUCCCUUUCUCGUACCGGUCCAGGCAGAUUGCUAUUGUUACAGCCCGUUCCAUGUUCCGCCAGUUUGGAAGCCGAGUCAUCGAAAACGGCCGUCGUGUGCGUGAUGACUACUGGGAGACUAAGGCCCGAAAGCAAGGAUUCACGGAGAACGAUCUUGCUGGCGAAAAGAGACCCGGAGCCGCCAAGGCUCGCGAGGCCGCUGAAGCCCAGAACAACGUCAUAAUCCCCGGACCUCAUACCGAGAUUGUCUAUAACAACGCCCCAGGGCCGUAUCCAGGUGCCCCACAACCUCACAUCGUCCAGCCAGGUAUGAUGGGAGGCCCCGGAUCUACCACGAGGAUGCCCGCGUUAACAGUCGCUCCAGACCUUAGUGAUAACCGGCCCAGGGACUAUUCAGGUGUUGUUCGACGCGGCCCGCGUCAGGAAAUUACCGGACCAGCCUACCAGGACCAAACCAGGCCUUCUCCCGCUAUGGAAUUGCAUUCCCAGACGCACCACGCCGCUGAGUUUAACAGGUCCGUCAACCAGCAGCGUGACAUGCGCGGCGACUAUCUCCAAGGCAUAUGGCACCGCCCGCAUGAGCAACCUCCUUCUAGCCUGACACAGCCCGUUGGCACUUCGGACGCCGUUCCCACCUCCCGUGCCACUGCUUCUCCCCAUGCCACUGCCGCAGGUCUACCCCAGCCUGGCGGAGUCCCAUCUCGAUCCCCUCAGAUGAUGAUGACCAAUGCCCCCUACUCUCAGGGCAUCAGCGCCCAGAUGGGCCAAGGCAUGAGGCAAGGAUCUACAGGUAGCAUCAACGCUGGACAACCCGGCUACAACUACCAGUCCGGACAAAUGUGGUCGCAGAAUCCCCAAGCUGCCCAGGGAGCGUAUGGAAGUUAUACCACCCAGGGCCAGCAGCCGCAUCCCUCGCAGUCUCCGGCCUCAAUGCGUCAGCCCGGAAGCGGCCAAAUGCAAAAUAUGCAAUUCCCGCCCAUGGGAGCUUUGUCGCAGUAUGGAGGCCAACCCAGCAUGUACCCAGCGGACCAGACGCCCAGGCAAUACAUGCAGCAACCCGCCGCUGGCCAGCCGGGCGUUGGCCAGGCUUGGCAAGGACAGCACUCGCCCUCUCAGGCACAGCAGUCGCAACAGCAGCAACAGCAUCAGUGGUGGAAUCCCUCCCAGCAGCCGCAAUAA